UAGAAUGCUCAAAAUUAGCAUGGAGAACUUCGUGGAAGAGAUUUAUAGUUAAUACGUAAAUAUAUUGCAUAAAUUGCAAUGUAUAUAUAGUGAUCAUAAAGAAUCUUUACAUAGCUCAAUGUAACAUGACAUAAUUGUUAGUCAAUUGCUAGUGCAAGUGUCAUACGGUUGAGAAGAAUCAUGUUAUGCAAUGACAAAUGACACAUGUGCUAAUAUACAUUCUAGUGACUGAAUUAUUAGAAUAAAUAGAAAACAAUGUCAGUACCUUGUUGCUCAACGAGUAAAGAGCCGGAUAAUGCAUAUGCUGUGGAAGAGGUGACAUAUGCAAAAUGGGAACGUUUCAGCAAUUGGGUGCAUUGUAUAUGCAUUGUUACUUUUGAUCUUGAACUGGGCCAAGCUAUUGAGGCGAUUUAUCCUAAUCACGUUAAGUUAUCUGAGCAAGAGAGAUCCAAUGUCUGUUACUUAGCCUUUCCUGAUUCCAAUUCUGGAUGUAUGGGAGAUACGCAGUAUCACGUACGGAUAAGACAGAGUGGUAUAAUGGUGCAGCAAACUAGUGCUCUGAAGGAGUACGAUAGGAAAUCACCUUCUUUUCUACAAACUGAUAGAGAUUAUUACUGGGGAUACGUAUAUUUUCGACAGGUGAAGGAUAAGUCUUUGCCAAGAGGAUAUUUUCAAAAGAGUGUUGUAAUUAUUACGAAACUGCCAUUUGUUAAUUUGUUCUGCGAAUUAUGUGCUUUAAUCGCGCCGGAAUUCUUCGAGACCGGAACGGCGCUUAUGGAAGCUGUGGUGCGUGAGAUUGAUCAGUGGCCUGCUCCCAUUCCAGGCCAGAUAGUUCACUUACCUCUUAUCGGUGUACUGUUUCAGACAUAUAUCCCAAAUCAAAAUUACAAAGCCAUUAUUCCAUCGAUUGCUGCCAUGGAACAUGCACCAAACGUGCACACAACGCGAAGACUGAUGUUGACGUCAGCCCAUGAGGGCGACAUGUUCCGAAGUUUAGCGAGUGUUGUUAGUUAUGUACAUUUAUUGUGGGAGCUGGUUCUUCUUAGCGAGCCAAUUGUUGUGAUGGCUGGCUCGCCGACUACUUGUUCCGAGAUGGUCCAAGCGCUUAUAGCAAUGAUUGCGCCGUUGAAGUACUGUUCCGAUCAUCGCCCGUACUUCACUAUCCACGAUUCGGAAUUCAAAGAGUACACCGCGGACUCUCCAGCGCCGCCCGCUGAUCUAGGUGUGACGAAUCCUUUCUUUGCCAAAACCCUGCAACACUGGCCGCAUAUCAUCAGAAUAAGUAACGGCAGCAACAGCGAAGACCAGAAAUACAAAAUCAAGAAGUCUGAGAAUCUCAAGGUGCUGGACUCCAAACCUGGCGUUUACACACAGUACAAGCCUUUCCUGCAAAAAGAUAAAACCAUCUUGAAGAAAUUGUUCAGAGGCAUUCAGACAAAACGGCCGGGCGAAGUGCAGACUGCGCUCUUGAAACGUCAUCUAAUAGAGUUAACAGAAAGCUUCAUGAUCCCGCUCGAGAGAUACAUCGCAACUCUUAUGCCACUACAAAAGAACAUAUCACCCUUCAAGGCAACUCCUACACCACAAAUGUUCAAUCCAGAUGACUUCCUAGCUAGUUUAAGUAGUGCCGGUCCCCAAUUAACUACAGGUACAAAAGGAGAUUGGGUGGGAUUGUACAAGCGAUUCUUCAGGUCGCCUAAUUUCUCAGGAUGGUUCCACACGAGAUACAUGGAGCUGAGUCAGCAGUUGCAAGUUAAACAGUUGGAAAAAUUAUCGCAGGCCGAUUUGAAAACGUGGGUGCAGGGAAAGCAAGAGGUAGAAGUGGUCGAUAUGAUACUUAGGAUUCGCCAAAAGCUGGAGAAAAGCUGCAUCGAUGACUUACCAAUCGAUAACUCAAUAAGGGAGAGAUUACGGGAGAGAAUAAACGAUAUUACGCAUGAAUUGCCGGACGAUUUGAAAGUUAUUUUAAGACGCGAAUCUUGACAGUACGAUUAUAUGAUUAAUAUCAAAACUCGCUAACAUUUAUAUUUAGUUUUAAGCUAAGGAUUAUAUUUAAGUCAAUUCAGCGACGUAACACAUAAGUUAAUUCAAAAGCCCCAAGCCCCUUCCUAUUUAUUACAACGCAAAUGAACAAGAAAGGUGGUAAGUUUAUAUACGAAUGAUAUAGUUUGAAGAUUUAUAUGAUGAAUUAUAUUGUGCUAAAAAGAGGAUGCUGUUACAUACGUAUUUCAAUCCGCAAUUUAAAAUAUUUGGAUUGAUGUAUUAAAAUCUCUUGUAUACGUAAUAGAAUUAAUUGCGCAGACAUUCUGGAUAUUUAAGAGUAUCACUUAAACACAACAACGCUUUGUAUCUUGGAACAAUAUUUCGUAAAUCUACGUGAUCUUACAUA
Molecule: messenger RNA, 2389 nt
Organism: Linepithema humile (Argentine ant)
Lineage: Eukaryota; Metazoa; Arthropoda; Insecta; Hymenoptera; Formicidae
Product: protein DENND6A
Cellular component (GO): recycling endosome
Molecular function (GO): guanyl-nucleotide exchange factor activity
Source: RefSeq, a predicted model, not a curated record